This is a messenger RNA of Penicillium nucicola, 1572 nucleotides long. RefSeq names its product cytochrome P450. Bases 1 to 1572 code for a protein of 523 amino acids. Gene Ontology annotation, molecular function: heme binding; monooxygenase activity; oxidoreductase activity, acting on paired donors, with incorporation or reduction of molecular oxygen. The record is from RefSeq and is a predicted model, not a curated record. NCBI's taxonomy places the organism in Eukaryota, Fungi, Ascomycota, Eurotiomycetes, Eurotiales, Aspergillaceae. The transcript has 2 exons.
AUGGCUUUGUUGAAUCUCCUUCUGUCGCCAUGGACCAUUGCUGGACUGAUUCCGCUCUGGCUAUCAUUUUAUUACAUAUAUCCCUAUCUCGUGACAUACCGCUCCUUAUACCUUGUCCCCGGACCAUUUAUUGCCAAGUUUAGCAACCUCUGGGUUGGAUUAAGUGCCCGACGUGGACAGAAAUACGCCGCGGUCGACUCGGCACACCGAAAACACGGCAAGGUUGUCCGCAUAGGCUUCAACCAUGUGUCUAUUGCGGAUGAAACUGCUCUCAACAUUGUGUAUGGGCAUGGAAACGGAUUCCUGAAAGAUUAUUACUACGAAGCAUUUGUCGCCCGAACACCAGGCAUGUUCAACGUGCGCGAUCGAGCAGAGCAUACGCGCAAGCGAAAAAUCAUAUCCCAUGCCUUUUCACCGAGAUCAGUUGCCGCGUUCGAGCCUCAUAUGGCGGAUAAUCUGCGGCGGUGGAUAGUACAACUGGAUCGGAUUGCGGCAUCUCGACCUCAACUUGAUAAAGAGGCUUUCAGCCGGUUCAAUGCAAUGCCUUGGUUUAGUUAUCUUGCGUUUGACAUAAUUGGGGAUUUAGCAUUUGGCUCUCCGUUUGGUAUGGUCGAUCGGGGGAAAGAUGAAACUCAGACACAACUUGUGGAAGGAGGGCCUAUUUCAUAUGCCUCGGCGGUUGAGGCUAUCAAUCGACGCGGCGAAAUAUCUUCGACGUUAGGCCUUCUCCCGGCACUGCGGCCAUGGGCGAGAUAUCUUCCCGAUCCAUUCUUCACAAAGGGCGUCGCGGCAGUGGAGAAUCUCACUGGAAUUGCUGUCGCUGCUGUUGCAUCUCGAUUGGAUGCUGCGGAGAAAGGGAUCGCAGAUUCGCGCAACGAUAUUCUGUCGCGCUUGCUUCAAGCCGAAGAUGCCAACGGAAAACCUAUGGGUCGAGAUGAGCUCAUUGCGGAGGCACUCACGCAGCUGAUCGCUGGUUCUGACACAGUCUCUAACACAUCCUGCGGUAUUUUCUACUGGAUACUUCAUGGGGAGCGCAACGCACCAAACACAAUAGUUCCUCGGUUACAAGAGGAGCUCGACCGGGAAAUUGGUCCAGAUGAAGAUAUUGUGAACUACUCGCAGGUCAAAGACCUUCCCUUCUUGCGAAGAUGCAUUGACGAAGCGAUGCGCCUGCACUCAACCUCAGCUAUCGGUCUACCUCGUCUGGUAGCUGAUACCUGUGCAGGUAUCGAAUUCGAGGGAUUUUAUUUCCCACCUGGGACUGUUCUUUCAGUGCCAUCAUAUACAAUUCAUCACAUGAAGGAGAUCUGGGGCGACGAUGUUGAAGAGUUCAAACCAGAUCGUUGGUUGAAUCUCACUCCCCGGCAAAAGAUCGCAUUCAAUCCAUUUUCAUAUGGCCCUCGAGCAUGUGUUGGGCAAAAUGUUGCUAUUAUGGAGCUGCAACUGAUUAUUGGCACUCUGUUCCAUCGAUAUGACUUUUCUUUGUAUCAAGCGGCCAUGGAAUCCCACGAGGGCUUUUCUAAGAAGCCCAGGGAGUGUCAUGCAGGUAUCAGACUGAGGAAACAGAAUUAA